AUGCCCAUGGCCAUUAAAUUUUUUCCCAUUUGUAUUUUUGUUGUGUGUAUUGUAGGGUCAACUGCUCUGGUAGCCUUAAUAACAGAGUCAGAUGUGAUCGUCGCAAACGUUGGGGAUUCCCGUGGCGUGAUGUGCGACUGGUCUGGAAAAGCCGUCCCACUUUCGUACGACCACAAACCCCACCAUCCUCAGGAGCGUAAACGCAUCAAGAAAGCAGGAGGUUUCAUUGCUUUCAAUGGCGUGUGGCGCGUCGCUGGAAUCCUCGCCACAUCACGUGCCAUCGGGGACUACCCGCUCAAGGAUCACAAGUUUGUCGUUGCCGACCCCGACAUCUUGACCUUUGACCUUGACGAACACAACCCACAAUUCCUGAUCCUUGCCAGCGAUGGAUUGUGGGAUACAUUUAGUAACGAAGAAGCCGUCCAGUAUAUUAAAGAGCGACUAGGGGAGCCACAUUUUGGCGCCAAAAGUAUCGUCCUUCAGUCAUUCUAUCGCGGUUCUAUGGACAAUAUAACAGUUAUGGUUAUUAAUCUCAGUAGACAUCGCUCAAAUUCAACUCAUGUGCAAUAGCUAAAUAUGGGUCCGUAUCAUAUUUUUCUUUCUUGCUUAAUAUUUAAUCAUUCUGAUGAUGAUUUAUGGUUUUAUUGAUUUUGUUGUUUUGUUUGAUUAUCUCGAGUUCAUGGAUGAAUUUUGAACAUUAAUAUGGUAAUCAUGAAGAUGCCUUGUGAUAUACUGUUAUUUAUUGUGAAUUUGAGAGACUGAAUUGUAUUUAUCAUUAGAUUGAAGUUGUGAGAACAGUAUUUACAAAGGUACAUUGCCCCGGGGGGGGGGGGGGAGUCAAAUAUAUUGCUGUACACACGCGUGACCAAGUAAUUUCUAAACACCCCCUAAACAGGUUUUUCUCUGUUUGCAAAAUAACCCCCUAAACAAGUUUUUCGCGGGUUUCAUUUACACAUUUUGGCCCCUAAACAAGUUGUCGGCAGAAUAUGACUCCAGGGAAAAAACAUACCCUAAAUACGUUUGACCCCGUGAUUGAGAAUUUGACCAGUCUUUCAAAACCACCUUUUAAAGAAAAAAUCAGUGUUUUUUAUACCCUUUACGAGUGCACCGCAGCCUGCGCCCAAAACUGAAAAAAUACCCCUUUCAACGCGUUUUUUUGGUCACACGUGUGUACAGCAAUAUAUUUGACUGGUCCCCCCCCCCCCACCGGGUAAAUUGCGCACAUGCAUGGUGAUUUAUGAAUUUGUUAUGAUGUGUUAUCCUUCCUUUUUGUCCUUGAAUAUGUUAUACAGGGUUGGUGAGUAAAUACUGGAUGGUAGAUAUUUUGAAGCAAUGACAUACUGCCUGAUACUGUACACUGAUAAAUAUUCCAAAAAACUAUGAUGAUACUAAUACCAUGUAUUUCAUUUGCGUAGGAUGUAAGCCCCCAUAUUUCAAAUCGUUAUAGUGAAAGUUAUUUAACAAAAAUUUUGUAAUUAUGUUUAUACAUAUCAAUGAAAAAUUAUUUCAAGAGUUAAUACAGCAAGCUCCUUGACGCAUGUUGAUUUGUCAUAAGGAUAAUUGUGUUUAGGCUUUAUUCAUGGAACUUUCAUAUUACAUUUGAGUAUAUCAGUAAACGAUACUGUACUCUGUAUAAGGAUAUUAACGAUCCUAUUUUGUUGCAUGUAGCAGUUAUAUAUCAAGUAGCAGAUUUUUUUAAAUUGAUUUACAUGUAUAAAGCCUUUAUGAUAUGAUUUCCGCCUUAUUUUUUGUGUCAUAUCCCAUCGAUUUUUGCAUGUGUUGUGCUUCACUUACAAGAGUUGUCAUUCCAUGUGUGAACGGGACUCCAAUUCACUAUUCUAUUUGGAAUUUAUUGCAGGGCAAAAAAAUAAUUGUGUUUGAAGUAAGAAGCUGACUUUGUAAUUUCCCAUUUUCAUUUUUAUGAAAACCAAAGCCAAUAGGAUUGCAUUCGAGUGCUAUGAUUUAUGUUAACAAAGAUAUGAAACAUAUCCCCAAUCUCAUUGUCCCAUAUUUCUAUGAAUAGUUUUUUUUUUAUAUAUCACAGCCCUAGCCUCACAUAAAUUGGCCGAUCAUUUCAACCUUUUCUCCAAUACAAGUUCAAACUUAACUUUAUUACGUGGUUGAAUGUGAAUGCUGGUUUUAUUUUAAUAAAUUUUAUAUGUGUAUGUAAGCUCAUCAUCACAUAAAAAACAUAUUACCAGUUAUAUGGGCAAAGCCGGGAUAUAUUGAUAAGGGGGGGGGGUGGCACAUGAGGAUGUUUAUUUCAUUUUAAGGGUGAAAAACAAAUACUCCCUUUUUCAUCAUAUUUUCCGUGUUGUUUUUACAUGCAUGUACGUAACCUUACUUGAAAAAUGAUGGGGGCAGUUACCCCCUCCUGCCCCCCCCCCCCCCAUGAUACCACUUCUGGGCCAAGGAUGUAAAGUGAUAAAUGGUGGUAUGUUAUGGAUAUUGUUGAAAUGAAAGAAUGUGACCAUGGCUUGUAGUUGUCAUACAGAUUUAUUAUACAGUAUAUACCAAUAAAGCAUACUGUAUGUAGCCCAUAUGACUUUUUUUUGCAUGCAUUAAUUUAUACACGAGCUUAUACAAUGAGAUCUGCAUAUGUGUUUCACCGUACAAAGACAAAUAGACCUCUCUCAUUUUCAUAAAAAGAAUUUUUUCCAUGGUUUAGUGAACAGCAUACAUGUACAAAUAAUAGGAAUGAUUAACCGCACAAUUUAAAGCUAUUUUCAGAACAGUUAUGGUUUUAGUACAAUUACACAAGUAAGAUCAACUGUAGACCAACCAAAUUAUGCAUUACAUAUUCCUAACAUAAGAUUGGUCAGUUUGGAGUUGGUUUCAUUGCAAUAGCUCUAUUUCUUAGCUUUAAAAAAUCACUAACAUUUCUUUUGGAUGUUUCAUAAUAUCAUUUUAUAGAAGUCUGACUUUUCCAGCAACUUUAACUUGAUAUAGACUGCUGAAAUUUAUAUAGGUCUGAAAAUGUUUUUCACACAUUUCAAACAAAGAGGAAUAUUUAAAUGAUAAUGAUGAAAAUAAUAAUGAUAAUAAUGAUAACAAUAAUAUAAUAAUAGUAAUGAUGAUGAUAAUGAUGAUAAUGAUAAUAAUGAUAACAAUAAUAACAAUAAUGAUAAUAGUAAUAAUGGUGAUAAUAAUAACAAUAAAAACUUACAAUAUUGAGAUGGAGUGACGAGCUCACAAAAUUCGUUGGCACAAAAUGGAUUGCAGAUCAGCACAAGACAAGCACCUUUGGCCCAAACUUGAGGAGGCCUGAAUAUGGCUGAUGAUGAUGAAAUGAGUGAAUGGAAAAAAAAAUUAUGUGAGCGCUAUUAAAGUGUUGCCAUUUUACAUUAACAUUUCUGUUGUGAAAGAAUUUAAAUUGUUUGCAAUUGAAACCACUAAAAUUUAAAGAACAUUUCUUUGUUUAUCUUCAAACAGUAUGAUUCAUUCCAUGUAUAUUCCUUUUUGUGUUAUUUAAUUUCAUCUGUGAAUUCCACUUUCAUUUGAUAUACAUGUAAAUGACACAUACAUGUUUAUCUUUUAUUGUCUUUGUGAUAUUUUUGUAAUGGGGAAUAUAAUUUAUUAUCACCCGUAUCAGACAUCUGAGCUGGUCAUUUACAAAACCGUAUUUCCCUGUAUUGUAUUAUUAUCAGGAAGGGAUAGGUAUAUUAUUUGUAUUUUCCUCGGUCUCAAUGCGCGUAUUGACUUUGCAUGCAGAGACGACGCAAAAUAUACCUUUGUAUUUUCCCUGGUCUCACAUCCGGGCCUUUGAGGAUGCGAAUGAAGUGAUACGCUUCAUAAUGUUCCGCGCACCAACGAUCUACGUCAUAAUAAAGACAACGCUGGAUCUGGGCGCUUGCAAGUAGGUCAUAAUGGUAAAGUGCAUAGCCUAGACACUGAUAUUAUCAUGACACAACAUAACUCUAUUCUUAAAAGAUAUCACUGUUAUCAUGAUUUUUGCUCUAGAUAUCUGAAUUGGAUGAUAAUAAAAAUAUUGACUGCCCUUUUUUCGGGGAACAUCAAAUAUGUUGCCCUUAAAGACCCAUAUUGCCCUCGUCUAAAGACUCGGCCAAUAUGAUUCUUUUGCUGGCAAUAUAUUUGAUGUUCCCCUCAAGACCAGUCAAUAUUAUAUAAGUAUAUUUGUUAUAUAAUGAUGUUGGUAUUUUUUGUAAUGAUUCAUUCUUUUUUUUACUGUGGUAAUAUCCAUCUACAUACAUGUAUUGUAUAUCUGGUUUAUUUGGUUUUGCAUCAGAUGUUUGUCUUUGUUUGAAAAUAUAUAUUUUCCACUAUUUUGAAUAUUAAUUCUUAAAGAGUACAUGUAAUGGAAUCUGAAUGUAAUUAGGCCUUUAUAAUUGUAUCAACUGUCUCAUUGAUUCACAGAUGAUGGUUACUAUUAAAAUUCAUAAAUAAAACAUAAUUUGUUUUGAUAUUAAUAUCCAAUGCCUGAUAACCUUACAAAAUAUUUAUAUCCUUCUACUUAUUAGUCAACCUUUUUCAAUACAUUUUCAAAGAAUGCAAAAAGAAUAUGUCAUGGAGCAGUCAGGAAUUACCUGCUGGAAACUUGAGAUGGCGCUAUUCAUAUAAAAGUAGCUGAAAGAUUGGAAAUGGUGCACACCCAAGAGUUUCUUGAUUAUUGGUGUACCUAUACAUACAUUUGUGCUCAAAAGUUAAUGAACCCCUCCACAAAGUGCACUCUUUGACAGGCCUGCUCUUUGAUGUAAUGUUCAGCAUGCCCAGAGAAACAAACUUUAUUUAAUGUUUAAUACUUUAUCACUUGACUUCACAAUUACACAGUAAAAACGCUGUUUGAAAUUUUUAUACAACGCUGUUUACCAUAUGAACCUUACAGUAAUUAUUUUAACAAUUUAAACAAGUGUUUGAAAUCUUAAACAACAAAGUUUAAUUUUCAAUAUCUAAUCUUCAAUAAAUUAAACAUGAUUUUUUUUUUUAACUGUUAAACAACUACUGUAAGUAAACAGCGUUGUAUACAAUCGUAAACAGCGUUUUUACUGUGUAGAUAUGUAAAACUUAGCAGAAUUUGAACACUUUAAAUAUGUUCAUUUUCUGGUGGGGUUCACUAGCUUUUUGAACACGACUGUACAUGUAUAUGUGUAUGUAUAUCAAUGGUACAUGGACUAGAUUGUGAAAAGUAUAAUUUCUCUAAGGAAUAUUAAUAAAUAAUUUUACUUUAAUUGUUAUCUGCUCUUCAUGUUAUUUUUCCUGUUCAUAUGCUCUGUGAUUUUUUUUCUUCUCUAUUUCAAGUACUAAUAUUCAAAAUGUCUUGAUUUUGUGAUGUAUCAAACUAUGCUUAUAUAUAAUUUCCCAAUGUCAUACUGCCUGAUCAUUAUAGUAUGAUAUUGAUUUAGCUGGUGAUUUAGAUGUAUGUGUACUUUCCAUUAGAGUAAAUCACCAUUUAAUUUAAGAAUUUAUUUAUGUCUUUUAUGGAAUUUCAAGAUCUGCUGAAAAUAUAGACAUUUUAAAGAUAAUUAUACACUGUUGAUUGGUGAAUUGCCAAUUCGUCUGCUGCCAACUUGUCCACUCAGACCAUGUGGAUAGUGGAUGAACUGAUGGUAGAUUGAAUGACGAAAUUGGCAUAAGACAAAUUCAAAAUAUACACAGCAAAAACUGUGGUGUUAACCGGUGUACAUAGAGGACCACACCAGUUAUUUUACACCGGUGUUAAUUUGGUGGUGUUAGUUUUACACCUAUAGGUGUUAUUACAACACCUAUGGUUGUUACAUUUACACUCUUUGGUGUUAUGAUCAAUCUCAAGGGUGUUAUUUUAACACCUCAGGGUGUGGUCCUCUAUUAACACCAAUUGGUGUCAGUUUUAACACCACAGUUUUUACAGUGUACCAUUUAUUGUAUUCUGGGGGUUAGAUGUACAUUGCGUGCAGGCAAGCCAGGAUCUAAUGACCGAGGCAAAGAUAUUUCUAAUCGCUUAUAGCUGUUGUUCUGAUGUAUUACAUGUAAGAGCUAUACAAAAAAUUGAAUUAUUAUCAUUAUUGCUACUACAGUAUUAUAUUCAUUUCCAUUCUUUGCCCACCCAAAUGCAUGUUUUUCAUAUUUGUGUGGUUGUUAUAUUGUGAAAUGAAGUCUGCCUUGUUGAAUGUCUGGUUCAGUGAACUUGUGUAAAUCCUGGGUUGUCAUAAAAAUUGCAAGCAAGUUGUUUGGGACACUGAUUAAAGCUUAAUCAGAGGUAGUUGUUCAUGAGGGCAAAAGAUUUACACUGCUUCUGGAACAACAUGUUACUAAAUAGCACAGUGUUGCAAAGGGCAACGUAUUACUUAGGUUAAAGUCUGUAUUCAAGGGUAUGCUGAGAACAAACUAGUUGUGUCUAGUCUCUUUGUGGCAUGUUUAAUCUUUGUAUGUAAAUUAUGUUUAUUGUGUAGUACAACUGUGCAAACAGUAGUCUGUUAUUAAGAAGAAACCCAUUAGGGCGUUUCCAUGCUAGAAAAAUGAGCUAUUUUCGCUGCAUUUUCCAACCUAUUGUCCAAACAAAGAACUUCAAUUUGUUUCGUGGUUAUAAUAGUGUAAUGCUGGGUAGACAUAUGAAAACAUGACAACCAACAAAAAUAUGCUGUCCAUGGGUGAAUUAGAGGUGUGUCGUACCGGAAAUUUCUGAGUCCCGUAUACGAGACACAUUUUCGCACUUAAUUCAGCCAUAAUGAAAUAUUUUUAGUUGGUAAUCAGUUUUUCACAUGACUACCCACUAUAACAUUAUUAUUGACCAAAAAUAAUUUUUCAUUGCUCAAGCAAUCAGCUAAGAGACUAGAUAUUGUUGACAAAAUGUCCUGUACGACACAUAUGGAAUCGCCCAUUAGGUGAUAAUAUACAUGUACAUGUAUAUCUUUAUUGCAGCCAUUAAUUAGUGCAACCAUUUGUGUAAUUUGUGUAUCUGUGGGACCCAUUCAUUGUCACUCACCUAAUUCUACCAACUCAAUAAAAAUCACAGAUUUAUUUAUAGAUGCAA
This is a messenger RNA of Lytechinus pictus (painted urchin), 6967 nucleotides long. RefSeq names its product protein phosphatase 1L-like. Bases 1 to 570 code for a protein of 189 amino acids. Gene Ontology annotation, biological process: negative regulation of canonical NF-kappaB signal transduction; positive regulation of canonical Wnt signaling pathway; positive regulation of canonical NF-kappaB signal transduction. The transcript has 2 exons. The record is from RefSeq and is a predicted model, not a curated record. Lineage: Eukaryota; Metazoa; Echinodermata; Echinoidea; Temnopleuroida; Toxopneustidae. Gene Ontology annotation, molecular function: protein serine/threonine phosphatase activity. Gene Ontology annotation, cellular component: nucleus; cytosol.